Molecule: messenger RNA, 1977 nt
Organism: Morone saxatilis (striped sea-bass)
Lineage: Eukaryota; Metazoa; Chordata; Actinopteri; Moronidae
Product: NACHT, LRR and PYD domains-containing protein 1b allele 2-like
Exons: 5
Coding region: 132-809 (225 amino acids)
Biological process (GO): regulation of apoptotic process; innate immune response; inflammatory response
Source: RefSeq, a predicted model, not a curated record
ACCCUAAAAUAGCCAGCAAGUUUGCAGUCUUACACAUCAAUGACUGUGGAGAUGAAGUGGAAAAAGUGUCUGAGGUCACACAAUCUCAUGUCAAGUUAUCAGAACCAGUUUUUUCUCCAAGAGCGGUCCUGAUGAAAGCUGGCAUUCCUGUGAAAGUAAACUGUAAUGUGUUAAUAUACAAGACCAACACAGCAUUCCUGACACUCCAUGUUUAUCUGAUCCCACGUGAUCCUGGUCUACAACAGGCAAUGGACAAGAGGGAAUUGUCCUAUGGAUACAAAGUAAUCCGAAAGCCACAUCCAGAGAAGUCCCUGAAAAUGCGCGAUCAUUUCAUUUUAACUGCAGAUUUGGAUGGUGCAGAAAUUUGUCCUGAAGAACUAAAGCUCAGAUAUGAAAGCAGAACCCCAAAUUUCUACGAAGUGUUCAUUGAAAAUCCCGACAGAAACUUUGCGCUCAAACUCGCACAUAUAAAUGGUAAACAAGCAAUAUGGACCUGUACAAUUCGAAAAGACGAAUACCAAAGUACUCCUCAUAAACAAGGGAAGCACUUUGUGGAUAAACACCGGUGUGAUCUGAUCAAGAGAGUGAGCAAUAUCAGACCAAUCUUGGAUAAUCUCCUGAAAGAACAAGUAAUCCAACAAGAAAAUUAUGAUACCAUCAGGGCUAUCACAACCACUCAAGAGAAGAUGAGGACACUCUAUAGUGGUCCCCUUAAAGCUGUUGGAGAUGCAGGCAAAGACAUCUUCUACAAAAUCCUUGAGGAGGAGGAGUCAUUCCUUGUUGCUGAUCUGAAGAGGAUGGAGUUAUGAAUACUGCGACCAUUGGUUAAAUUAAUCAAAUUUUGACCAAUUAUUGACUUAGGCUACCUGAACCCAGUAUUUUUACACAUUAACAGAACUAAUUUAUAGCCUGCAUUUAUGAAAAUACUCAUCCUGGUGCUAUAUCUAAUUCAAGUUGGCCCUCCACCCUGCAGUAGUGGUAGAAUGAAUGAAGAGAGGGAGCCAUGAUGGCUAGAACAAAGCAGUUAAUUGUAAUAAUGAAGAAGAAUUUUGUUUUCCACUUGGAAGCUGCGAAACAAGUCAAAGCAGAAAGUCAAGUGUGAUUUUUUUCCCAACUGUAAAUUACAGCACCAGGCUGUACAUACAGAACAGAAAGAGUGUAUAAUAGAGUAUUAUAGUCACUUUUUAAAAAUACAUUUUUGUUUCUGAUUUUACACAAAUAUAAUUGUGACUAUAUGUAUAUAUUUUUUUUACAUUUUUAAAUAUAGAUUUAAAAAAAAAAAAAAUUAUGUAGCAUUUGUUUCUUUAAAAUAGAAAGUUAUGAUAAAAUCAGGGCUCUGCCUUCCUCUCAGCAAAGAAGAAGGGCACUCUACCCUGGUUUCCUGAAAGCUGGCACAGCAUACACAGACAUCUUAAAUCAAGCUUAUUGAUCAAGCCUUUAGACCAAACACACAGUCCUACCUGAACAAAAGAUAUUUUUAUAAAAGAGAACUAUUCAUGUUUUAUCUCUGUGGGUGAUUUCUAAUGAAUGUUAUUUGAUGCUCUAUGUUUAAUCAGAGGUGCUGACCUUAAUUUGACUCUUAAUUUAGUUGAAAUUUGUACGGUGUGUGGUGCUUUACCUCCAAUGAUUAGUGAGGCUCAUUUGAAGGUCCAGUGUGUUGGAGGAUCUAUUGUCAGAAAUGAUAUUCAUAGGUAGUGUUUUUGUUACCUUACAAUGAGCCGUCUUCAUCUACAGACGUGGGUCGCCUUCCAUGAAGUUUGCCAUGUUGUCCCUCCAUGUUUCUACAGUAGCUCAGAAGUUUUUGCAGCCACCACGGUUUCUCCUACACAUCACAUAAAUUAGUCCUUAAUUGAUCAAAUGCAAACAUGUUUGAUUAUGAAUGGUUAUCUAUAAUUUUUGUGUUUAAGCUUUUGUUUAUGCCAAAUGUGUUAUUUUCUUGUUUCAUCACUUUUAAUCUGCCCAAUAAGAAUAUAUAUU